Messenger RNA from Tripterygium wilfordii, 641 nucleotides. Its product is annotated as organ-specific protein P4-like. NCBI's taxonomy places the organism in Eukaryota, Viridiplantae, Streptophyta, Magnoliopsida, Celastrales, Celastraceae. The coding region runs from base 107 to 445 and encodes 112 amino acids. The transcript is spliced from 2 exons. The record is from RefSeq and is a predicted model, not a curated record.
AAGUAAAAUAUAAUAAUCACUUCUUUGUCCUUGCAUCUGGCCUAUAAAAUGCUCAGAGUUAGAGCCUACUAGACAAAGUAACAUAAAAUCUGGGUGGGACGAAGACAUGAAGCCCAUCUGUGUUUUCUUCCUUCUCUUCUCCCUUCUCAGGGGUGCCACACUCAGUAAUGGAAGAAAGGAACCAGGGUACUAUUGGAAGAGCAUAAUGAAGGACCAACCCAUGCCAGAAGCAAUUAAGAAUCUUUUUCAACUAAACCCAACUCCCCUCUCAGAAGAAGAGGGCAAGUUUGUCAAAGAUUUUGAUUUUGGUGCUAAUGCUAUCAUUUAUCACAGCCGUGACCACCAUAAAGCAGAGAAGUUUCAAAGUUCACAUCAAGGACUUGCUGUGGCUGAUACAAGGGAAGGAGGAGAUGGGUAUCAAAUAGCAAGGCAGAAUAUCAAAUAGAGGACCCAAGUUUGCAGUAAAUAAAAUAGUGUGCUUAUGUUGACAGUGUUUAAGAUUUAUUUAUGCUGUUGAAACUUCUCCUUGGUUAUAACUUCUCUGCAAUGUGUCUGGCUAAUUGAAGCUUUUAGAGUUGAUGUUGCUGUAAAGGAUAGCCGAAUUCAAGCUUAAUAAAUGAAUAGUCAGAUGAUUUUUUACA